AUGUGGGAUAACCCACUAGCAGUGCCCUUGGCGCCCAAAGUCAGGGAAAUGGAAAAGAAAGCCCACAUGCGCGUUAAAGCACAUGAGGCAGGAAAAGAUAAAGUCCCAUUUUUAAAACAAAGGCAAUAUGAGAAAAUGGACAAAGAGCUCCGUGAGGAACUGAGACAGUGGACCAAAUUAGCUCUCACAGCCUCUGCGCUAAGCAAGAAAAGGGAAGUGAACAUGCCAGAGAAGAAAAAGCAAGUGAGAGAAAAAGGAAGUGAGCAGAAGCCAGCAUCCAGUACACGCCCCACUCAGAGCAGCCUUUAUCCCUCACUGGCCGGUCUUGGCCCUCCCCCUUACAGUAUUGCCAAACAACAAGUGCAGGUCACGCUUAAAGACUCAGUGGAAGUUGAUAUACCAGACUUCGAUGAUGUAGUGCAGGACUUGAAAGCAAUGACUGAAAGGGUGGCAGCAAUGGAAAAAAGAGACAGACAGAGUAGAGAUGUGGAGGAGGAAGAAGAAGGGUCAAAUACGGGAAGCAAAUCAAAUCAUGAGCACAAUAAAGAACGAAGUUCAGAAGGAGGAUCAGAAAAAGGGGAUGGGGGUGUGGAAAUUAUCAUUGAAGGGAGACUUAGACAUGCAGCAGGCAAUCCACCAGGGGACAUUAAUAGAGUGUUUAGAGAUUUUCCCGACGAAGAGAAUAUCCCCAUACCUCACUGCACCCGUUCACGGGGAGUGGUGUCUGAAUGCAGUGGGCCAAUGAGGCAAUUAACAGGAGCCUAUGGAGGUGAACAAUACCCAGGGUCGCCAACGUUUGGGGGGGGUAAAGAGGGUACCGUGCGGAUGAUGCCUCUCCUUGCGAGCAGCCAGGGGGGUUUCAAGUACCAACCAUACAGUCAUAGUGACAUGACUGCAGUCAUGGCAAAAUUGCCACCAAUAACGUCAGGGGGAGGCCGCUGGUUAAACAAGUUAACUACCCUGAGCCAUGGCACACUAAUGGCAUUGGGAGACGUGAGGUGCCUGUUGGGUCAAAUCCUCACCCCGUCCCAAAUGAGGGAUUGGGAAAGAGACGCCGAUACGGAGAAUGUCGCACAUGAGACACCCUUGACUGAUGUGCUUACUCGUCUAGCACAGGCUCUGAGAGGUAUGUUUCCCACCCCACCCACUGUGUACCAAAAUAUUAAGUUCCGCAUAAAGCCAGGUGAAACUGGAUCGAGUUAUUAUUUUAGAUGCACUUCGGAGUGGGAACAGAUGGUCGAAGAAAACGGCUUAAACAACCCAAUUACUAAAGACAUAUUUAGAAACGCCGUAAUGUCCGGGGCGCCCAAUGGGGUGAAACAAGCGUUAGAAAACAACCCAGAGAUGCCUGUGGCAACUGAUUCAGUGUGGGAACGACACCUUAUUUUCCAUAUAGACAAAUUAGUGGAUAAACAGUGUAGGGAGUCUGAGGAGGUGGAGACACUAAAAGCCCAGUUGCUUAAAUUACAAAUAGAGGCAGCUAAGGGAGGGAAGAAACCAAAGCAAAUGGUGCAAGUCCCCCCUCAACCAAACACCAGUCAGCAAGGGCCUGAGGAGCACCUCCACCAUGGCAACAAUAUAGACAAAGGGGAUGCUACCAAAACACAAGGGGUGGGUAUAGAGGCAGAGGCCAAGAUAGAUCCCAACCACAAGGUCAAUGGGGAGUGUGCCACGCAUGUGGAAGUCCUGAUCAUUGGAUUAGGGACUGUCCGACUCGCCAGGAACAGCAGGCCAGGGGACCAACUGCGAGGGGAUGGGGUCCCUAUAGGGGAGGUUCCAGAGGGCGUGGCUCUCACACCCCACAAAACACCCCGGGGCAACAGAACUUGGCUCCUCACAGCUUUCAGGCACCCAUGCACCCUGAGUGCAACCCACAAUGGGGCUCUGGGGGAGAAACAGGGGAUUGUUGAAGGGGCCCACACAGAGAAUCCACAAGAGAUAAGUGACAAAACUGUUGGAGUCGUGGGUUUCUCUGGUGGGAUAGAAUACUGGCCUUUGACCACUCCUCUUACCACUACGGUGGCAAAUCAGAGACUUGUACAUGCGUUCCUAUACUCCUCCAACGCACCAAUACCCCUAUUGGGACGAGAUCUGUUGAUAAAACUAAGGGCCAGCAUUUUAUGUUCUCCUAAAGGAGUGACGGUCACUUUCCCAGACGGCACUAGCAUAGACUGUUCACAAAAACAAACCCUAGCAUCACAACAUGUACUGUUAGGAGGGCCUUUAGUAGAGAGGGCUGAAAUUUACUGGAUAGAGCUGGAAGACACACCAGCCUAUACCAGUGUGGUGUCACUGUACACCAGAAAUUUACCAUGGAUAAAAGAUUUGGCAGUGUAUCUUCCUCCCAUUGACCCCUUACACUGUACCCUGUAUUAUGAUAGAAAUGGGAGUGACAUAAUUUACCAAGAAGCCUUCCAGGAAAUGGAAGGGCACAUGUGGAGAAUGACAGGCGAAGGAAUUUUUGUGGGAAAACAGGGAGUGACAGCGUUGAUUGACCUAACGGAAAAACAGUUACAAUGGUAUCGAAUGAGCCAAACUGCCACACCCCACAUUUCGUUGGCACUGAGUCCUGGCCAUGAAGCUAGGGAAUUAGGGGGCAUGACCAAAAUUUUGAGGGAAGCUAGCGAUUGGGCACUCUGUGACAUUGCAGGAGUUCUGUAUUCAAAAACAAAUGAGGCAUAUUGGAUUAAUCAGAAUACCGAUGACUGUGGGACACUGACACAAUGUCAGCUCUCCAGAACCCAUGGUAGGGAACUGACUGAUGGGGAGGGAGCAAAAGAGCUGAUUGACAGACAACCAGCCUCCCUGUGGUCACAGGGCCCCACAGAUGUAGGCCUGUGUGACAUCACCCCCAUCACUUUUAACAUCAAGUCUGGGGAACCCCUUUGGAUUCCCCAAUAUCGUAACAAACCUGAGGCUGAUGAGGGUAUUGCCCCCACAGUCCAGGGACUGUGUGACAAAGGUGUUCUUUCACCAUGGCAAUCUCCAUGGAACACUCCUAUUUUUCCGGUCCAGAAACCAGGAACAGACAAAUAUCGCUUGGUACAUGACUUACGACGAAUUAAUGAGUUGGUAACAACUCCGACUCUCUCUGUUCCCAAUCCGUACACAGCAAUCUCGAGCCUAACUCCAGAACACCAAUGGUUUACGUGCAUUGAUUUGGCAAAUGCGUUUUUCUGUAUUCCCAUUGCAGAAGAGUGUAAAUCAUGUCUGGCAUUUACCUAUAGGGGAACACAGUUCUCAUACAACAGACUACCACAGGGUUUUGUCUUAUCACCGGGUAUCUUCAAUCAAGUAUUGAGAGAUAAGCUCCAAACCUGUCCUUUGCCCCCAACAUGCGUGUUAAUUAUGUAUGUUGAUGACCUGUUGCUGGCAGCAACCUCUGCUGAGGACUGUCUGAAGGCCUCCGAAGCCAUUAUGGUGCAACUGAAAACGGCAGGGUUUAAGGUGAGCAAAGAAAAACUGCAAUUAUGUCGUCCAUCAGUAACAUUCAUGGGCAGACUGAUUACAGGGCAGGGAACAACCCUUUCCCACCACCACCGAGAUGGCAUCCUGUCACAUCCCAAACCAACUUCUGUGAAGGACAUGUUAUCCUUCCUGGGAUUAACCGGAUUCAGCAGGAACUACAUUCCUAUGUAUGUAGCUGUGACCACCCCACUGAGGGCCAUGGUCAAAGAACAGGGGAUGAGGAACUUAACAGCAGAGCUCAUAUGGACCCCAGAGGCAGAACGGUCAUUUAUUGAGCUUAAACAGAGCUUGUCCCACGCAGCACGUCUUUUCAGUGCAGAUUACACACUACCUUUUUUCUUGGACGCGUCUGAAACUGGGCAAAGUGCCCAUGGCGUGUUGUUCCAGAAAUACGCAGGCACACGACAGGUGUUACUGUACAUCAGCGUCUUGUUAGACCCCAUUGAGCAAAGACAGCCGGCAUGUGCACGAUUUGCAGCCGGACUGGCGAAAGUAAUCGAGAAAUCAUCACACUUAGUCAUGGGCCACACCCUUACGGUUCUGACAUCACAUUCUGUCUUGGCUUUCAUCAACUCAGCCUCAUUUACCUUCUCCCCAUUGAGACAGCGUAAAUUGGCUCGGUGUCUAACAGCACCUAACAUCUCAUUUACACAUGACGGUGUUAACAUGGCAGACUUGUUCUCCGCUGGAGAACCACAUGACUGUGUCCCUCUCACGGAACAGGCGUCCAGGGUCAGAAAAAAUCUGACUGCCACCCCACUUACACCACCUGACAAUGUCCUAACGUUGUUCACAGAUGGGUGCUGUUUCCGUAAGGACAAUGGCAUGCUUACAUCUGCCUACGCUGUUGUAGAAGCCUCUGGUGGUCAGUACAUCACCAAAUAUGCAGAACUACUAGCAGGCAAACAGUCUGCUCAAAGAGCUGAGCUCAUUGCUGUCACCAAGGCCUUAACUUAUGCAGGUGACAGACGUGUCAACAUAUAUACAGACUCUGCUUAUGUUGUGGGCGCUGUUCACGUGGAACUUCCAGUCUGGCAACGUUGUGGGUUUGUCACUUCUUCUGGACGACCGAUUCUUCAUGAGAAGGAAGCCAAGGACCUGUUGGCAGCUCUCCUCGUUCCUGAGGCGGUGGCUGUCAUCAAAUGUCAAGGACAUGACAAGGGGGACUCAGACAUAGCUAAAGGCAAUGAGGCAGCGGACCAGGCUGCCAAACAGGCUGCUGGGUACCUCCCGAAAAUGCUGUUGCAAAUGUCUGUGCAGGAUUGCAACCUUUUGCCAUCAUUUACCAGACCAGCCUUAGUUGACGAGCACAAAAAAUGUUCCCCAGAAGAAAUUUCAGUCUGGAAAGAACAUGGGGCUGUACAGGCCCCAGAUGGCCUGUGGCAGGCACCGGAUGGUCGCCCUGCCUUGCCACUUAACCUUACACCCUCAAUCAUGGCCCAAGCCCACACCUAUGCUCAUGUAGGUAGCAAACAAAUGGCUAAAACCCUGCGGUAUUGGUGGCAUCCGUUUCUGACGGCCACAAUCAGUAAUUUCGUGCUGUCAUGUACUGUAUGUCAAGAGCAUAACCUAAAACCAUCAUUGAAACAACUUCAGGGUAGUUUUACACGUCUCAAGGGGCCAGGGGAAGAAAUUGUCAUAGAUUUCACUGAUAUGAUAGAGAGGGUGCAGGGAAAGAGAUAUCUAUUAGUGAUUGUGGAUAGAUUCACUGGGUGGCCAGAAGCAUACCCCACUGGCAAAGAAGACAGUACAGCAGUCAUCAAGUGCCUAAUCAAUCAUUACAUACCACAUCAUGGCUUUCCUCGCAGAAUCAGGUCAGAUAACGGGUCUCACUUCAAGAAUGAACAUUUACACACAGUUGAAAAGUCUUUGGGGCUCGUACAUGCAUUUGGGGCCGUCUGGCACCCCCAAUCACAAGGGAAAGUCGAACGUAUGAACCUCACGCUUAAACUGAAAUUGGCUAAAAUCUGUGCACAGACCAAAUUGACAUGGCUCUCUGCCCUACCGAUUGCAUUGAUGUCAAUAAGAUCGUCUGCAAACAGAAUCACAGGGUUCACACCUUUUGAAUUACUAACUGGUCGUUCAUUUCCAGGUCCAUCUACACCACUGACUGCUGAUUCCUGUGGAAUGGUGUCUCACUGUGUGUAUUUUGACAAACUAACUGGUCUAAUCAAACAAUUUUCUGAGCAGGCUCCUGUCACAUGUGAUCCAGAACCAUUUCCUGUUCCGUCACAGUAUGUCCGCCUGAAGAAGUUUCGCAGGAAAUGGAAUGAGGCUCGGUGGUCUCCUCCCCUGAGAGUCAUUGAGAGAACCAGUCACUGUGUGCGACUGGCUGGAAAAGGCGACACAUGGUAUCACCUGUCAUCUUGUGUUAACUGUGAUUCCCCCAACAGGUCGCUGUCUGACACUGCUGUGGACCUGAAGACUCAGGUCCAAGAGAGGGAGGAUUCCAGUGAUAGCACUCCAUCUGCAGAGAGCAACCAACAAAUCCUCCAAGUGAGGGAGGUACAGUUCAGAGAGGGAAUUGACGACCUUCCACAGGACUGGACUCUGCAGAUAUGUCAUAAAAAGGUGACCUUUUUUCAGGCCCACCAGGAGAGCAACUUGGCACAUUGUAUUAGCCAAGAUUGUGAAGACAGUCCAAAAGCAUUCAAUGAACAGGGUGGCCUGGGAACCAAGCAUGGUGUCCCACAUGGAACCAUGUAUGGCAGUCCACGCAGCCAGGUUUCAAAGGAAGUACAGACAAAAAGACCACAGAUGGAAAACUAA
Messenger RNA from Triplophysa dalaica, 6237 nucleotides. RefSeq lists its product as uncharacterized. Gene Ontology annotation, biological process: DNA integration. The record is from RefSeq and is a predicted model, not a curated record. Gene Ontology annotation, molecular function: nucleic acid binding; RNA-DNA hybrid ribonuclease activity. The transcript is spliced from 4 exons. Bases 1 to 6237 code for a protein of 2078 amino acids. Lineage: Eukaryota; Metazoa; Chordata; Actinopteri; Cypriniformes; Nemacheilidae.